Chaetura pelagica (chimney swift) is the source of this 4245-nucleotide messenger RNA. It is a transcript of the gene SBNO2, whose product is annotated as strawberry notch homolog 2 (Drosophila). The coding region runs from base 1 to 4245 and encodes 1414 amino acids. The record is from RefSeq and is a predicted model, not a curated record. Gene Ontology annotation, cellular component: nucleus. The transcript is spliced from 33 exons. Gene Ontology annotation, biological process: regulation of DNA-templated transcription. Gene Ontology annotation, molecular function: histone binding; chromatin DNA binding. NCBI's taxonomy places the organism in Eukaryota, Metazoa, Chordata, Aves, Apodiformes, Apodidae.
AUGCCCUCAGCACCCCCUGCCAUGGAUGGGGGGAAGGACUUCCCCCAGCACCAGCACCAGGGCAGUGCCCUCUACAGCAUCCCGGGGCUCCACUCCCAGCUCACGGCCCCAGCCAUGGAGAAUUCCGUACUGGCCGCCGACUCGUGGAGUAGCUGCUGCCCAGUCCCUUUCCCCACCUCAUCUUUCCCAAGUGAAAACCAGCAAUAUUUUAAUCCCCCUCACGAUUUUUAUGUGAAUUCCAUGAGCAGACCACAUUUCUUUGAAGCAAACUAUGCACCUAUGGACCCCACUGACUUCUUACCAAAAAAUGGUGAUUUUCCUCAGGACUCUUCAUACCUCGAUGAGCUCUCCAACAACAACUCCCUCUUCUCGUCCCCUCCCGAUUCCCUCUCGGACAUUGCGGAUCCCAAGGACUUCCUGCCUGCCGACAGCCUGAGCCACGUGCCAACACUAUGGGAUGUAAACACCCCGCAGCAGAACCCGAUAGAGCUGUUCUCACCCAGCAGGUCGUUCACUGGCGUGAACAUUCCUGCUGUCCCCAGCACCCCACUCCUCAUAAGCUACCAGUCUCAGGCAGAGGAGGAGGAUGAAGGUGAGGAGGAAGAAACAGAAGAGUUGGGGCAAACAGAGACCUAUGCAGAAUACAUACCUUCAAAGUCCAAGAUAGGGAAGCACCACCCUGACCUGGUGGUUGAAACGAGCACCCUGUCCAGCGUCCCCCCCCCCGACAUCACCUACUGCCUGUCCCUGCCGCGCUCGGUGGCCGACAAGGGGUCCCUGUCAGCCCUGCAGCUGGAAGCCAUCAUCUACGCCUGCCAGCAACAUGAAGUUUUAUUACCCAAUGGGCAGCGAGCUGGGUUCCUCAUUGGGGAUGGUGCUGGAGUUGGAAAGGGCAGGACAGUUGCAGGCAUCAUCUUUGAAAAUUACCUUAAAGGGAGGAAAAAGGCUCUGUGGUUCAGUGUCUCCAACGAUCUCAAGUACGAUGCUGAGAGAGACCUGAAGGACAUUGAGGCCUCCCACAUUCCUGUGCAUGCUUUGAAUAAGAUUAAAUACGGUGACACAGCUACCUCAGAAGGAGUCCUCUUUGCCACUUACUCUGCGCUGAUUGGUGAAAGCCAGGCAGGUGGGCAGCACAGGACACGCUUAAAACAGAUUUUGGACUGGUGCAGAGAGAAUUUUGAUGGAGUUAUUGUGUUUGAUGAAUGCCACAAAGCCAAAAAUGCCAGCUCUACAAAGAUGGGCAAAGCAGUGCUGGACCUUCAGAACAAGCUGCCUCGAGCAAGGGUUGUCUAUGCCAGUGCCACAGGUGCCUCUGAGCCAAAAAACAUGAUUUACAUGAGCCGCCUGGGGAUCUGGGGGGAGGGCACCCCCUUCAGGGCAUUUGAUGAGUUCCUGCAUGCGAUUGAGAAGAGGGGAGUUGGUGCAAUGGAGAUCGUGGCAAUGGACAUGAAGGUUAGUGGGAUGUACAUUGCCAGGCAGCUCAGUUUCACUGGAGUGACCUUCAGAAUCGAGGAGAUCCCACUGGAUCAGCAGUACAAGAUGGUCUAUGACAAGGCAGCCAAGUUGUGGGCAGAGGCCCUGAUGGUGUUCCAGCAGGCAGCUGACUGGGUCGGCCUGGAGUCUCGGAAGUCCCUGUGGGGGCAGUUCUGGUCGGCCCAUCAGCGCUUCUUCAAGUACCUGUGCAUCGCGGCGAAGGUGCGGCGGCUGGUGGAGCUGGCCCGGGAGGAGCUGGCCAAGGACAAGUGCAUCGUCAUCGGGCUGCAGUCCACGGGGGAGGCGCGCACCAGGGAGGUCCUGGACGAGAACGAUGGGCACCUCAAUUGCUUUGUCUCUGCUGCAGAAGGCGUCUUUCUAUCACUAAUUCAGAAGCACUUUCCUUCAACCAAAAGAAAGAGAGAAAAAGGAACUGGCAUUAAAAGAAAACGGAAGCAGAGGGGCCGCUGCCCCAAGGCCCUCAGGGGCCUCUGUGACCCCGGGGGUGUCAUCAAGAUCAGCGACGACAGCAGCACCGACUCUGACAUGGGGCUGGACAGCGACUUCAACUCCUCCCCCGAGUCCCUGUUUGAGACUGACGACGUGAUCUUCGUUGAGCAAACCUUCAACUGCUUCCCCGAGGACAGGAGCAGUUUUCACAUGCUGCCUUCCCAGAAAGAGAUGCAUGGCCUGAGAGAACUAGAACAUGUGGAAAAGAUGAAGCAGGACCUCCUAGCAAAAGUAAAAGCACUGGGCAAAGAGCUACCUCUCAAUACCUUGGAUGAACUGAUCAAUCACUUUGGGGGCCCGGAGCACGUGGCUGAGAUGACGGGGCGCAAGGGCCGCGUGGUUUGCAGACCCGACGGCGCCGUCGUCUUCGAGUCCCGAGCAGAGCAAGGACUGUCCAUAGACCACGUCAACCUGAAGGAGAAGGAGCGUUUCAUGAAGGGGGAAAAGCUUGUAGCAAUAAUCUCAGAGGCCUCCAGCUCAGGGAUCUCUCUCCAAGCGGACAGACGGGUGAAAAACCAGAGGCGCCGGGUGCACAUGACUCUGGAGCUGCCCUGGAGUGCAGACCGGGCCAUCCAGCAGUUUGGCCGCACGCACCGAUCGAACCAGGUGUCUGCCCCGGAGUACGUGUUCCUCAUCUCUGAGCUGGCAGGGGAGAGGAGAUUUGCAUCCAUCGUGGCAAAACGGCUGGAGAGCCUCGGUGCCCUGACCCACGGAGACCGCCGGGCCACCGAGUCCCGGGACCUCAGCAAGUACAACUUCGAGAAUAAGUACGGGGCCAAGGCCCUGGACAGAGUCCUCUCCACCAUCCUCAGCCAGACCGAGAGCCGGGUCCCCGUGCCCAAGAGCUACGACAAAGGGGAGGCUGCCUUCUUCCAUGAAAUGAAGCAAGGUCUCAUCUCUGUGGGGAUCUGCUGCAACCAGAUGAAGUAUGGCACUGUCUCUGUGGAGAAGGACUGCUCCAUCACCAAGUUCCUGAACCGCAUCCUGGGUCUGGAGGUGGACAAGCAGAACAUGCUCUUCCAGUAUUUUUCUGACACCUUCGACUAUCUGAUUGAAAAGGACAAGAAGGAGGGCAAAUAUGACAUGGGCAUCCUAGAUUUAGCUCCAGGAGUGGAUGAGAUCUACGAGGAGAGCAAGGAGGUCUUCCUGACCCCUGGGCACCCGCAGGAUGGGCAGGUUGUGUUUUACAAGAUCAGUGUUGACAGAGGCUUGAAGUGGGAGGAAGCCUAUGAGAAGUCCCUCAAACUGACAGGAUCCUUUGAUGGAUUCUACCUCUCCCUCAAGAUGCGAGGCUGCAAGCACACCUGCCUGCUGGCAGAGCAGAUCCGUGGCAAGAACUUCAUCCUCUACAAGCCAAAUAUUGGGAAGCAAAGCCAGCCUGAGAGCCUGGACAGUCUGCAGAAGAAGUACCGGCAGGUGCCACCCGAGGAAGCCAAGGAGCACUGGGAGAGCAGUUACCUCUUCUCCCUGACCAACUGUAACCAUGCUGUCUGGAACGGGAGCUGCAAGCUGAUCCAGGAGGGGAAGGAGUGUUUCCAGGGCAUGCGGCUGCGGCACUACUACAUGCUGUGCGGGGCCCUGCUGCGGGUCUGGAGCAGGAUUGCCAGCAUCAUGGCAGACAUCACCAGCAGCAGCUACCUGCAGAUCGUCCGCCUCAAGACCAAGGAGCAGAGGAAACAAGUCGGGAUAAAGAUCCCCGAGAGCUGUGUCCGGAAGGUGCUGGAGGAGCUGAAGCAGAUGGACGAGAACGUGAAGCGGAAGCACAACCAGCUCCUGCAGGCGCCGCAGCUCACCCUCCCCCUGCCGCCCCCGCACCUCCCGCUGCACCUCCCGCCCCAGCCCCCGGGGCUCGCCCUGCCCAGGCCCCCCCUGCGCCAGGACGAGGUCCUGGACUUGACCUACAGCCCCCCCAGCAUUCCCGAGGUGGGGAUGAGCACCGAGCCCGGCGGGCUCUGCUUCCCCCCGGAGCCGGCGCUGCCCCCGCACCAGCAGCUCAGGUCGCCCUUCGGCUUCAGCCCCCCGGGGCUGGAGGGGAAACUGCCCCUGGGGUCCCCCCUGCAGGACCCCCGGGCCCUGCCCCCCCACGGACCUUCGCAGGCGCCGCCGCAGCAGGAAGAUUUUCUCCAGCAGGACGGGAAUAUCAACUUCAGAGAGAUCCUGGAGGAGAUGCUAAGGACGUUUAACGGGGCCCCCCAGGACAACGUGCUCCCCCAGGAGCGCCAGAGCGUGAUCCAGUUCAGUCGGCCCUUCCCCGAGUUCUGA